CUGGAUUUCUGAAGAGUAUACAAAUUAUGCUCAGGGUUCGGGAGGGGGGGCUGGCUACAGCCGGCCCCCCCUGCGGCAGUUUCGCUUAUUUGAAUGUUGCAACUAGUGGGAGAUCAAGAACAAAACCUCUUGGAAACCCAAAGCGCAACUACGUCCGAGAUGCCAACACGAUCACAGCGAGAUUGUGUCUGCUUCUUCUCCUGGGAUUUGUGCGAUGUGUACUAAGUCUAUGUGAACAGCCGCAGUCAACCAUAAUGUUGCAUUUCCCCUAUGUGGUUUGGUUGUCGAAAAUUGUGUCCCAGUUCCUGCCCUGGCUGGUGACCAGGUUUUACAUGGGAAGCUAUGGGCACAAGAACCUCAAGCCAACCGUGACGUUUGGAAACUGUCCUUGGGCCUACCGCUUGAAGAAAAAGUUGACUCAAAGGGUAAGGCAGCGGGCGAAGAGAUCUGCCGCACUAGUGAAAAGGUACAUUGAUGCCAACGGGCGCAGAAGGGUGUGUGGAAAUUCAAAAGCUCUGAAAAGAUCACAAGUGUAUCCCAAGAACUAUGGCAAAGCUAUUUGUGCUUUGCACCAAAAAUGGAAGGAGACUCCGGGAAACAUCCAGGUGCUUCGAGAAGCGUUGUAUCCACCUCAAGCUGGCUUGGCAACCGACAAUCUGAGAGGGUUGACCCACCUUAGUACCUCCUACACCAUGUUGGGUGGUGAUUUGGAUGCCAUUCUUGAACGUGCAGCCAAAAGGGCUGCUCGUGCUGCGGUGAUGGACACAGUGAACAUGGAUGACACCACGAUGGAAGGCUCUGCCUGUGACAGGAAGCCACAGAAGUCGGCCGACGAUCCCAAAGUCAAAGGGAAAACAAAGAAAAUGCAGGUUCCACCAGAAGCAGACUCUGAUGCCUCUACAGUGCCGGGCACAGAAGAGGAGAUAGCAAAGCUAAAGGUUCAAUCAAAGGACCUGCAGACCCCUUCACCGAAGAUCAGAGCUGAACCCAGCGCCAACUUGGACCAACCUUCUGGUCCUAAACUGGACCGACGUAUCCAAAGCAAGCAAAUCCUUGAGACAAAGCCUGAUGAGAAGCCCAAAGACAGUCAGGCAUCCGGCAGACACAUUACCACAGCAGUGAAAGCCAAAGCUGCUCCUCCCGCAGAGUUGGCUACACCUGUCAAAACUGAAGAUGUGAAAGCUGAGCAUGUGAAGUCUGAACCAGAGACACCGCAGACAAGUCAAACAGCCAGAGCUGUUCAGGAAUGUUUGCGAAGACCUUCAACGGCAGACUUAGGAUCCCCACCCCCAGAGCUCAAGAAUGCACCCUCACCUCACGUGUUUCAACUCCAGAAGAUCUUACCACGUGUCCCAACAUUGGCACCCUCACCUCCAGCUGUUCCAGCCCAGUCUGUGCCAGGAGCUGCCAACACAGGAGCCCUUCCAGGGGACGGAGCCAAUCCUAUGCCCACAGCAGAACCAUCAGCCAGCGUCCCAGCAGAUGCAACAACAGAACCCUCAGCCAGCGUCCCGGCAGAUGAAUCCUUGGAAGAUCCUGCAGAGCUGGCCAGAAAGGAAGAACAAGUGAGAAUCAAAAAACAAGCCCAUGCACGAUACAUGCGCUUUUCCAGGAGCCUCUCAAGCCCAAACACACCUGUGGAAAUUCAACGUGCUGGUCGAAGUGCACACAGAGACAGUGCAAAGCUUCAGAUUCUCAUGGAGCAGUGGGCUUCAUGUGAGGGUGCUUGGAGGCACUCAGAAUUCUUUCUGCAGAUCAGGCAGAAGAACAGGCACCGCCAGUUUGGAUCACGUCGGUGGAUGACAAAGAGUGAACUCGUUGCAAAGUAUGGGUCAGUCGCAAUUGCCACUCAAAUCAUAGAAGCAAAGGAGCAUGACGCCGAUGCGUCAGUGAACCAGAUUCGUGCGCAUCGAGAUAUGCAUGGGGUGAUGACAGAGGACACAAAGCAGUACUUGGUUUGGGACAAGGAAGGAGAAGAGGACACAAGUGACACUGUCUGCCAUCAGCUUUUCCAAGCGGCAGAUUGCGAUGAUGAGCAUGAUGGUGACAACAAAGGUGCUGGUCAGAAGAGUUUGAAGAAUGGCAAGUCCAGGAAAGACACGAAGAAGAAGAAGAAGGCAGUAAAGAAAGGAAAGAAGGUUUCAAAGAAGAAGAGUAGAAAUGUGUCCUCUUCUUCAGGUGUUUCUUCCAUGUCGUCAUCGCCAUCUCGCAGUUCGUCGUCAUCGUCAGGGUCAACGUCUUCCGAGGAAUCUCAGGGUCCCAAGGAGGUUCGUAAGCGAAAGUCGAAGUCCAAGGAUGGUUGCGAUCAGAAGAGAAGGAAAAUGGAGGAUGAAUCGAAGAAGAACGAGGCAGCUGAGAAAAAGAAACAGGCAGCUGAACAGAAAAAACUUGAAAAGGCCCAGGAGAGAAAGGAAGCACAGGAGAAGCAGAAAGCCGAAAAGAAACAUGAAAAAGAAAAGAAUGAUAACUUGAAGAAAGAACAGCGAAAGAGCAACCAGGUGAUUGCCAAGAUCGGAGCCUGCAUCUUGAGGGGCAGCAAUGUCGAAAGCAAGCUUGCCACAAUGAGUGGGACAGUGAAGCAGGCGAUCCUGACUGAAGUCCGGCCUCACAUGAAUAAUUUGAGGGAACGACGAGCGGCUCUCCAGAAAGCGAUUGAACAUUCCAAGGUGGAUGAUCUCGGCACAAUGUCUGCCGAAACGGCCCAAGCGAACUGUGCCAUUGAUGAGUUCAAUGGCUUUUGCAGCUGUAGCGAUGACCGAUUGCCUCACAGCUUGCAUGGUCAUUUUGACGAUGUUUCAGCAGGGGAAGCUUGGCUAGAUUCAGAACGCAUGCAACUUCUGUGGGCGCAGCAAUGCAGCGAGUGCGAAAUCAGGUUGCUGAGCCUUCGCAGCACUGCUGAAAUGGACACCAUAAAGAUUCCAGUGGUGGACAAGAAGAGCCCAACGGGUUUGAGUGUGGAGAAAUAUCCUAUUCUUCAUCCCCACCGAGUUCUAUCCUAUUUGUUUGAUGUCGUGAAGAUUGAGAUAGACAUGGUGAAACUGCACAACUUUUGGGACCAUGCGAGAUCAGUGGGGGAACCGUGGGCUGUUUCGAGCCCUGCCACACGUGAGCACAUCCCCCUAGGUGUGCAUGGAGACUCUGCUCGGUUGUGGACGGUGUACCAGGUAGAAAAACAAAUGUCCAUCAGCCUCAAUCUCCCUUUGUUCCGACCACGGUCAACACGUUUUAGUCGGUUUGUUGUCUUCACAUGCCCCUCCAACAAGCUCUACAAGAAUAGAACCCUGAAUGCAGUAUGGAGGCGGCUGGUGUGGAGCAUCAAUGCUUGCUUCGACGGGCUAAACCCUACAGUGGGUGUUGGUGGGGUUGCUUUGACAGGUCCCGACGCCCUCCGAGCAGGGACCCCAAUGACUGCCAAAGGCCUGAAGUUUUGUUUGACAGAAAUUCGAGGAGACUGGGAGUUCCACCGUGAUUGUUGGAGACCCACAGCAGCAUGGAAUGCCACAAAUGUAUGUAUACAUUGUCCGGCUUUGGCCAGUGGGCCUGAUCCCUACCUCUACUACAAUACCCCGGAAGACAACUCUGCUUGGGACAAAGAAGAAUUUGGGCUGGAUGAGUUUGUUGCCAAACGGCUAAAGGAUUCACACUUGUGCCCACUUCUCAGAGCAAAAGGGUUUCAUCCACAGCUUCUAAAGUGGUGUUCGAUGCACACUAUCAACCUGGGUAUUUUAUACACAUGCAAUGCAGCGUCAGUGAUCCUUUUGUGUGAAGACCUUGGCUACUUUGGUGGGGGAACUUUUGAGCAGCAACUGGAUAGAGCGUACAAAGAUUUUUUGGCGUAUUGCAUACGUCACAAGAUCCAGCAUUCACAACCACCAUUCUUGCCCAAGAUGGUGAAGAAACCGGAUGGCAACAACCUGUUCACAGCAAAAGCGUACAAUGGCCGUUGCAUCUUGAGCUGGCUAGCAGAUUGCCUGUUAACUGCCUUGGGUUACUACCCAAACCAUGAGAUCCUGAUCCUUACCAGUGGUGCGAUGACUCUUCAACUAAAGUUAUCUGGGAUUGGUGGAGCCAUGGUUGUGGCCGAUCAGUUACACUCUGGUAAUUUAACGUAG
Molecule: messenger RNA, 4112 nt
Organism: Cladocopium goreaui
Lineage: Eukaryota; Dinophyceae; Suessiales; Symbiodiniaceae
Source: the annotation of a GenBank genome assembly